CUCUUUACGUCUUUACUUACCUCUUCAUAGUUUAGAUACUUAGACAGACGACGACGAGUUUCAAUACUGUUAAAUUUUAUUUUCCCAAAAACUCAGGUAAACAAACACCAUGGCCAAUCAAGUGACGAACGCACCAGUGUCGCAAAUACUAAAAAAUGCGAAUGAGUUCGAGGAUGAGCCGAGGAAGAAGAGCCGCGAGGACUGGCGCAAGGCUAAAGAACUCGAGGAAGCGAGGAAAGCUGGUACAGCACCAGCUGCCGUCGACGAGGAGGGUAGGGACAUCAAUCCACACAUUCCACAGUACAUCAGCUCGACCCCUUGGUAUUUUGGAGCACAGGGGCCAACUCUAAAGCACCAGCGACCACAGCCGGAGAAACAAAAAAAAUUCAGUGAAAUCGACGAGUGGUACAGUAAGGGUACCACCAACAAGGUUUCAACAAAGUAUCGCAAAGGUGCUUGCGAGAAUUGCGGGGCCUUGGGUCACAAAAGAAAAGACUGCUUCGAGAGACCUCGUAAAACACUGGCAAAGUACAACAAUGCUAACAUAGCACCCGAUGAGUUUGUACAGCCUAAUUUGGCACUUGAUUAUGACGGUAAACGCGAUAGGUGGGCUGGAUAUGAUCCAUCGGAGCACAGAGCAAUUGUGGAAGAGUAUCAAAAGGUCGAGGAGGCCAAGAAACAGUUGAGAGCUGAGAAGCUCAACUCUAAAGGUGGUGAGGAUGAGGAGGAGAAAGAGAAGGAAAAGGAGGAAGAUGAGCAAUAUUCCGAUGCUGACGAGGAUAAAUACGUCGAUGAGGUGGACAUGCCGGGUACCAAGGUAGAUAGCAAGCAGCGCAUCACAGUGAGAAACUUGAGGAUCAGAGAAGACACGGCCAAGUACCUUCGGAAUCUCGAUCCUAACUCGGCAUACUACGAUCCCAAGACGCGGUCUAUGCGCGACAAUCCUUAUGCUGGUACCGAAAGGGAGGAGGUCGGCUAUAUGGGUGAAAAUGCAGCUCGAUUUACAGGAGAUACACAAAAUCACGCCACCGCGCAGUUAUUUGCAUGGGAAGCGCACGAAAAGGGUGUUAGUGUGCAUCUGCUAGCUGAGCCUACGAAAAUCGAGCUACUGAAGCACGAAUUUGACAAAAAGAAAGAAGAGCUUAAAAAAACCGCACGGGACACGGUUAUUGAAAAAUAUGGUGGUAAAGAGCACUUGGAUGCUCCACCCCCUGCCCUUCUGUUGGCCCAGACUGAAGAGUACGUCGAAUACUCGCGCACUGGAAACAUCAUCAAAGGCCAAGAGAGACAGGUGAUUCGUUCAAGAUACGACGAGGAUGUGUAUACCAACAACCAUACGUCGGUGUUUGGAUCAUAUUGGAGCGAGGGUCAGUGGGGCUACAAGUGCUGUCACUCGACGAUAAAAAAUUCUUACUGCUGCGGAGAAGCUGGCAAACGAGCCAUCAGCGAAGCAGAACAGUUUAGUAGAGGAGAUAGAAUUAGUAAUACAAAUGAUGACCAGGAUGAUGAGGAAGUACCGUCAAAGAAAAAAAUUCGACUCGAGGAAUAAGCUAAGGUUAAUGAAAUCAAAGACGAGUGUUUUAGUUGUUUAAAUUUUAUUCUGUACAUAUUAAUAUUAAUA
This is a messenger RNA of Copidosoma floridanum, 1621 nucleotides long. RefSeq names its product Pre-mRNA-splicing factor Slu7 (gene Slu7). Gene Ontology annotation, cellular component: spliceosomal complex. Gene Ontology annotation, molecular function: pre-mRNA 3'-splice site binding; zinc ion binding. Gene Ontology annotation, biological process: mRNA splicing, via spliceosome. Lineage: Eukaryota; Metazoa; Arthropoda; Insecta; Hymenoptera; Encyrtidae. The record is from RefSeq and is a predicted model, not a curated record.